AUGGGAGGCAAGCGCAUGUCCAAAGAAGAGAAGCGCCAAGCUAUGCUUGGCAUCUACCACAAGUCUAAGCAAGUGUACACCGAGAACGAAAUUCUCAAGUUGGCGUCCAAAGAAGGGAUCACUGGUAAUGAGGGAGUCAUCAAGGACAUUCACAACAGUCUCAUUGACGAUAAUCUUGUCGAAAAGUCGAAAAUAGGACAGCAAAACUUUUUCUGGAGUUUUCCCGCCAAAAAACAGCGCAUGGCGGAGAUCCAACUCAAAAAGACGGAAGAGAACAUUGAAGUCCUCAAAGUCAAGGUGGAAGAAGCCAAAGCUCGUUUGACCGAUGCCAAGCGUGGCCGCGAGGACGAUGAUGGAGAACGCUCUAAAAAGUUGGCCCGAUUGACUGAGAUUGGCAAGGAGCGUCAGGCCUUGGAAACCGAAUUGGCAGCCCUCAAAGAGAGUGAUCCCCAGGCGAUUGCGGACUUGGAAAAGGAGCUGAAUUAUGUCACUCAGGCUGCAAAUCGAUGGACGGAUAACAUCUAUGAAGCUCACAGCUUUCUCGUCAAGAAGAAAGGAAUGGAAAAGAAACAAGCCAAUCGGAUGUUGGGAAUCACUGAUGCGUUUGAUUAUCCCGAGGACAAGAUUCCCAAAUAG
Messenger RNA from Seminavis robusta, 636 nucleotides. The record is from the annotation of a GenBank genome assembly. Lineage: Eukaryota; Bacillariophyta; Bacillariophyceae; Naviculales; Naviculaceae.